Messenger RNA from Elaeis guineensis (African oil palm), 780 nucleotides. RefSeq lists its product as uncharacterized. Lineage: Eukaryota; Viridiplantae; Streptophyta; Magnoliopsida; Arecales; Arecaceae. The record is from RefSeq and is a predicted model, not a curated record.
ACAAACAGAAGGCGUGUAGAAAGAGAAGCCACUACAGAACUAGAGAAGAAAGAAAGAAAGAAGCCAUGGGGAUGAUGGGAUCUCUCCUCCUCGUCCUCCUCCUUUUCUGCAUCGCCUCCGCCGCGGUAAGCUCACCCCUCCCCACCAUCCUCUCCGAUGAUACGAAGCCGAACGCCUACGAGGUGCUGGAGUCGUACAACUUUCCCAUCGGGCUGCUCCCCAAGGGUUGCCUGGGUUACGACCUCGACACGGACACCGGCAAGUUCUCCGCCUACUUCAACGGCACCUGCAGCUUCUCCCUGGAGGGAUCCUACCAGCUGCGCUACCAGUCCACCAUCUCCGGCACCAUCUCCGUCGGCCGCCUCUCCGACCUCCGCGGCGUCAGCGUCAAGGUCCUCUUCUUCUGGAUCAACAUCAUCGAGGUCACCCGCCACGGGGACCAGCUCGAGUUCUCCGUCGGCAUCGCCUCCGCCGACUUCACCGUCGACAACUUCUACGAGAAUCCCCAGUGCGGCUGCGGCUUCGACUGCGACGGAGCUUCCUUUUCCUCUCCUCUUCGGAUCAAAUUGAGGGGUUCCCGGCCCUUUUGAUUGAUCAAUUCCUUUUCACGGUAAAAGGGAUGCCUUUUUAAUUACUGUUAUGUAUUACCAUAUAUGGGUAUCUAGAAAUAAUGGAAAUGGAUAUAUGGUUAUCGGAAUGGUGUAUUAUUUAACGAGGUCAGAGAAACCAUUGUGUUACAAUUACCAAACAUAUUUUAGCAUUUGCAAGCUUAUUCAUGUA